This is a messenger RNA of Pyrenophora tritici-repentis Pt-1C-BFP, 1746 nucleotides long. Lineage: Eukaryota; Fungi; Ascomycota; Dothideomycetes; Pleosporales; Pleosporaceae. The record is from RefSeq and is a predicted model, not a curated record.
AUGGGUCGUCAAGCCUACCUCGAUAAGAUCGCAUUCGGGCGAUCAGCUUUCGAGCCCACACAGUCGGCUUCAGUUUCUUCAGAAUACAUCCAACUCGAGUCGUCCCAAUCUGAGAUUCCAGCGCGAUAUCACGAAGCCUCGGCGCACAACUACAUCCAGCUCUAUGAUGAACGCGGCAAUCCAAUCAAUCCUCGCUCUCAGCAAUAUGGCAGGAAGUUGAGAAGUGCCCAGAAUGAUGUACUUGCAUCAGUAGGUGUAGUGGAACGAAGACGUUCUUCUAGCCAUGGACUUCCGGGUUCCAGUGAAGAGCGCUUCGAGCUGCUUGAAGCCGAGGACACAGUAGGAAAUGGAGUCGCAUUGGUCACCACACUCACAGAGAACCUGUGUACUUGGUGGAUAGGAACUAUCGGAGACAGGAUCCUGACGUUUCGCUAUCACCAUGCCCUCUCGUUUGGUCAGAUUGUUGCUUUCGAGUACGCGCAAUCUGGAACAUCCGUUAUCUAUGCAGGCUUUGCUUCUCGCAUGCUUGCCACCAUGAACAUCCAAACAAUCAUAUACAGCACAGUCUUUCUCUAUUUGGGUCUUGAAGGACUAUGCUACCCAUUCUUCUAUCAUGCAACUCUACAACGCAUCGGCCUGGUACCAGCUCGAGCACUACUUCCGCGAUGGAGCUCUCUCAAUCCCUUUUCCAGCUCAUCUCCGCUGCGGCCUUUUUCCUUGUAUUACAAUGCCUCUGAUUCGGCUAUGGAUUGUAUCAAGGCCGCCUUGACCUCACCCGUUGUUAUAUUAUGCGUUGGACUUUCGUUAGAACGCUGGGUCUAUGCCUGCGUAUAUGAAGCUGUCGAGUCAUCCAUACUUCGUCCUGACAAUCCCGACAUAUCCAGCCGGGACGUAAAUGGUAGGAGCCGAGCCUUGACUGCUCUCGGCAUGCGGCGCGAGUCACCAGCUCUGGUUCGAAACUCUAUCCACAAAGUUCUUGAGCUACUUGGUUGGGCUUCGCCACGUACCUCGCAGUGUACAGAACGGAGCGGCCCGAACGAUGCCCAGGCGAUAGACGUUGGUGGCACUCGGGUUACUAACGCUGUGCCACUCAAUCUUCCCGUUGUUCAGAUGGAAACGCCGCCAGCAACUGAGCCACCUGACACGGAUGUAAUCACAAUCCCCAUUGACGCAAUCGAAGAUUUAAUGCGUUCUACAACACCGCCAGGUUCGACAACAGGACUAGAUCAAGACGAGAACGAUCCCCGAAUCCGCAUUACUUCUAGAGAAGGUAUUGUGGAGAUGGAAGUUCGUCUUCCGUCUAGAAUACUGUCCACUCACACUGAUGUUGCAGAAGCUAUCGGCUCCCAACGAGGUCAUGGGGCUGUUGAGCCACUGAAUCAAGACCAUCUGUCCGGCAACCCUUAUCAUCGCGUUACUCGACUCUCGUGCGAGCCUGCUCAAAUGAUCGGCGCAAUAAUGAGAGCCCAAAUUGUCGGCCUAGCCAUGCUCCCCGUCAGGAUGGUCACUAUGCGAAUGAUUGCCUUGCACUAUCUGGCCGGCGAAGGACGGUACACAGGGCCACACCGCGCCGUUAGUACAGUAGGAUUUCCCGGCAGCUUUAGCUGGCAAGAGGUUGGCGUACAACUCUCCCGGGUAGCGCUCUGUGGGGCGUUGGAAGUAACUAUUGAUCUCGGGCUGUGGGGACUGCAAUAUCUGGCUAUAACAAAGUUUGGACAGAGUCUAUUUGGGUGGGGUAGUCUGUGA